UUCUGUGCACACUUUGCUCCCAGGUUCAUCUCUUCCUAACGUUUUGCUUAGGUUGAAACUUGAACAGAAUCCGCCGCACGAAAAAUGAUCAAUAGCCCCACAUCUCAAUAUGUCUCAGGAAGAAACUAAUAUCUCCAAAUACAUGCGCGCAGAAGAACAAACCGGACGCACAGACGCGAGUGUGGAGAGCGCACAAGACCGUCCUACCCGCCUGUACAGGAGAAGAUGGCUGAUAGUUCUACUCUUCAGCGCGUAUUCUCUGUGCAAUGCUUAUCAGUGGAUCCAGUACGCAAUCAUCAACAACAUUUUCAUGCAGUUUUACAGCGUGAGCGCUUUCGCUAUAGAUUGGAUGUCCAUGGUGUACAUGCUCACCUACAUACCAUUUGUCUUCCCAGUAACCUGGCUUUUGGACAGGAAAGGGCUACGAGUUGUCGCGCUCGUAGCAGCCGGUGUUAACUGCGCGGGCGCGUGGAUUAAGGUUGCGAGCGCAAAGCCGCACCUGUUUUGGGUAGGUGCGCUCGGGCAGGUCACUUGCUCCAUAGCGCAAGUGUUCAUUCUCGGCAUGCCGUCACACAUCGCCGCUGUGUGGUUCGGCCCUGAGGAAGUGUCCACCGCCUGCUCCAUCGGCGUCUUCGGCAACCAGCUUGGCAUUGCCAUUGGGUUCCUGGUGCCACCUGUUCUUGUGCCCAAUGUAGAUGACAUGGAUGAACUGGCUUAUCAUAUCAGCAUUAUGUUUUACAUCACAGCAGGAGUGGCCACCGUCAUCUUCAUUCUAGUUGUUAUUGUUUUCCAGGAUAAGCCACCUAUUCCUCCAUCUCAAGCCCAAGUGGCGGUGCAAAACAUGCCUUCACAAGACUACUCUUACCUGGCCUCGAUUAGAAGGCUUCUCUGCAACAAACCCUUUGUUUUACUCAUCAUCACCUACGGAUUAAAUGUUGGGUGUUUUUAUGCUGUUUCCACUCUGCUGAACCGGAUGAUCAUUGACUACUACCCUGGAGAAGAGGUGAAUGCUGGACGAAUUGGUCUAACUCUUGUCAUUUCUGGUAUGGUGGGCUCUCUCAUCUGUGGCAUUUGGUUGGACAAAACAAAGAAGUACAAACAGACCACACUUGCCGUAUAUCUCAUGUCAUUUGUAGGAAUGAUGAUUUACUCCUUUACUCUUAACUUGGGCCAUCUCUGGGUAGUCUUCAUUACAGCAGCAGUACUAGGAUUCUUCAUGACCGGUUACCUGCCACUAGGCUUUGAGUUUGCAGUUGAGUUGACAUACCCAGAGUCAGAAGGCACAUCUUCAGGACUUCUCAACUGCUCAGCACAGGUGUUUGGAAUCCUAUUCACCAUUUGUCAAGGCAAGAUCAUUGACUUCUACAGCACAUUAGCUGGGAACAUAUUCCUCUGUGUUUUCCUCUUUCUAGGGAUCAUCAUUACAGCUUUUAUAAGGGCAGACCUGAGGCGACAAAAGGCUAACCUGCAAUCAGCGGCAGAAUCAGAAGCUAAACAGUCAAGUCAACAAGAAGACAUAAUAUCAUCAUUGAAACAGACCAAGAUGUAGAAAUUAAGUUCUCCUGCAUACAGAUCAACACAUUUAUAAACAGAGAGUGAGAUCUCCGUACUCGCAACAAAACAUGCAUAUGACCUGCAAGGAAAGGUUCAACCUUCUCUGAGGAGCUUAAUCAGAUUAAUCCGGGCUCUUCAUUUACAUAUAUGAACUUAUUUGAAAUAUAUUUGUUACAAAGUCAUAUCCAUAAAAUGAGCUGUCAAAGCACCAAAACUUGGUGUUAAUAAUGAACUGGUUAUCGUAGGUGGUUGAAAUUUAAUUUCAGUAUAUUUCACUUUAGAUUCAUUAACCAACAACAGAAACGUACAAUAUGAGCAUUAUUAGGAUUGUGUUUUCCUUUUAUUUUACCACUUCUGUGAGAACAUGGACCGUCUUUAUGGUGUUAUAUUAUAUUGGAUUUCAUGUAUACAUUGUACUGUAUAGAAUGUUCUAGCAUGAUGGAUCAUGCUUCCAAUGGUGAUGUCAAGUCUUAUUUGAUUGGCUAUUGGCUAUGAGUCAGAGUUUUCUCUCAAACAAUAAAAGUUUAAACUGUAUGUUUGAAAUGACGUUUUUAGUUUUAAUGGGUUGUUUAUUUGUAAAAUACACUUUGUACUUUGACUUGAACUAAAUGUAAAUGUCAUGUUGAAAUGCUUAAAUAGCUGAAAGGUGACACAGGAAAAGCUAAAACAAUUCUAAAUAUUUAGGCCACCACUCUGCUUAUGAACAAUAAUUUUGAUCCAAAUUAGUAUCAGAAUGAUUUUACAACAUGGAUUACAUUUUUUUCAACUGAAUGCUGGCUGUAAUAUGGUGCAUGAGGCACCAGUGUAAAACUGUAUUAGGCAUUAUUACCUGCAUUAAAAACAUGUAUAUGUGAAGACUGUAUUGUAAGACCUUACUAUGUGAGUGUCAAUAAGUUUGUGUUAAAAACAUUUAUAUAUUAAAACUGUACAUGAAAUGCC
Molecule: messenger RNA, 2493 nt
Organism: Tachysurus fulvidraco (yellow catfish)
Lineage: Eukaryota; Metazoa; Chordata; Actinopteri; Siluriformes; Bagridae
Gene: flvcr2a
Product: FLVCR heme transporter 2a
Exons: 10
Coding region: 110-1549 (479 amino acids)
Biological process (GO): transmembrane transport; heme export
Cellular component (GO): membrane
Molecular function (GO): heme transmembrane transporter activity; heme binding
Source: RefSeq, a predicted model, not a curated record